Messenger RNA from Kwoniella botswanensis, 2079 nucleotides. RefSeq lists its product as uncharacterized. The transcript has a single exon. Bases 1 to 2079 code for a protein of 692 amino acids. The record is from RefSeq and is a predicted model, not a curated record. NCBI's taxonomy places the organism in Eukaryota, Fungi, Basidiomycota, Tremellomycetes, Tremellales, Cryptococcaceae.
AUGUCCCGUACACUUAUCACGCAGCAUCUAUCAACGCAAAACCCACCGGACCCUUCGAAUCCUACAGCUAUACCUACUUCAUUAUCGUUGUCAAUCCCAUUCUUCUCCCGUUCAUCCUCAUCUUCUCAAACAUACUCGACAGAUCUCGAUACUUCCUCCUCAUCAUAUUCAGAUAUAUCACCUGGUCUAGGUAUAGGUAUCAACCCUAAUUACCUUUAUAACCCACAGGCUUCUUCCCGAGAUCUUAGAAAAUCAACUUCAUCUUCAAGCUCUAGAUCAUCUAUUCGACCAGGACUGAAGAAAAUGCCAAGUUGGAAUAAUCAAACGUGGUCACCCAGAACCUCUCAGGAUGUAUACAUUCGACGUGCUUCCGAACAGAGUGAAUUGUCUUCUCCUACAGAUGGGGAAUUUGUCUUUGACAGUGGGGCUAGUGGACAUGGGAGAAGGAAAAGUUUGAUUAAUAUUGAUUUCGGAACAUGGAGUAAGAAACCUAAAAUUAUAUUUUCGGGUAAAAGAAAAUCACUUUCAAUAUCCAAACUCAAAUUGAAAUCGACUCCCACCACGACAAACUCGACUCCGAACUCGGUGGAGAAAUCAACACCGUUCAAGGAUGAAUCAGUCGCAGUCAAAACUCCUCGUACGGAUCAAGGUAUUCCAGAUAUCACUUUCAGUCCUCUCCAGCGAGUUUGGGCAAGGACCGACCAACAUGAACAAGAAGAUCUCGUAGAUCGUACUGAGCGUUAUCGCCGAGGAUCCGAUUGGCCUCCUACUCAUUCGAGGGCAAUGUGUUUGGACCUAAGCGGAAUACCCACUUUUACAGGUGAAUAUGAUCAGAGCGAAGGAAGUGACCUGCUUCAACGAUUCUCCAAAUUCAGCUUUGAGGACACCGAAAAACAGGACCAAAUAAAUCAGAUUUCUUCAGUAGUCCAGCUGGAGGUAGAAGACAGAAGAGUAGAUACACCGUUGGAAAUGCCUGUGAGGCCUAGAUUGAAUUUACGUUUGAGGAAAUCACAUUCUUCUUCUAUACUUUCGCCUGUUUUAGAUACCGAGGAAGAGGAAGAGGAGGAGAAAGAGGAAGAAAAGGCUCGGUACACAUCUGGAUCUGGUCUAAGCGACAACAAGCUAGAGAAAGAACAGUCAAUUGAUGAUCGGGUGGACUCUCAAGCAGGAGUAGAAAAGGAAGCGCAAGGGCAGGAGCUACAGCAAGAGCAAGAAGAAGAAUAUUUCACACCAUGUCUCAUCCCUUCUUCAUCAUUCGUCAGUGUCAAGACCAAUUAUCCUAUCAAAUCCAACGAUACAGUUCAAACUAGUACGGGGUCAGUAGAAGAAUCUCCAACAUUCGACAUAUCGAUCUUCUCCCCUCGACCUGCAUUGCCCAACGCACCCGUCCUAAAAGGUAUAAUAGACAUAUUGCCCAUCUCACCUCUUGAACUACCCUCAAGCUCAAGCAUAAACUCUUUCGGAUCUUUCAGAGAUAUAGCUUUAUCGUUUCCUACACCGGUUCUAUCUAAAGAUCCACCUGGCUCACCCAUCGUCAUGCCUAUACCACGAAAGGGAAUAUCAUCAAUACCUCAUCAAUCUAUCGAAUCUGUCCUUAACCCUUAUCCUUGUAGUACCAUCAAUCGAAGAUCUUCUUUAACCGAUCGAAGACCCACUAGACCAUCCACUACGAUCGAAGGUAUACCAACAACUCGAAGAAGGAUGUCUCUGAUAUUGAAACCAGCGAUCUUACCUUGCCCUACCCCUCCUUCACUUCUUACUUCCCCCAAAACACUGGGAAGUGAAUAUAUCCCACCUCUCUUCUCACCCAGCUCUACAAGCCCCACUUCAUCAUUGUUUGUCACUACCACGAUUGGAAUAGGAGGAUUACCAAAUAGGAGAGGAAGAGGUAGUCUGAAACUGAAACUGCCUCCUUCACAUUUCGCCAAUUCCACUGGACUAGGUUUCGGGCCUGAGAAAGAUGAAAAGGAGGAGGAGAAGGAAGAACAUGUACCGACACCUGGUACUUUCGGGUUGGAAGGUGAGAAAGAAAGAUUUGGGAGUGAAAGAGUGGAGGGAGUUAAUCCCUAUUUUGCUUAA